This is a messenger RNA of Geosmithia morbida, 4167 nucleotides long. RefSeq lists its product as uncharacterized. Bases 1 to 4167 code for a protein of 1388 amino acids. The transcript has 2 exons. The record is from RefSeq and is a predicted model, not a curated record. Gene Ontology annotation, biological process: protein phosphorylation. Lineage: Eukaryota; Fungi; Ascomycota; Sordariomycetes; Hypocreales; Bionectriaceae. Gene Ontology annotation, molecular function: protein kinase activity; ATP binding.
AUGGAACCUCGACGGGAUGCCUCCCGGCCCGCUUCGCCCUCGCCGCUCUCUUCCCUCCCGCUGACGGCCGAGUCCCUACGUCAGCCUCACGAUCACGAUCAUCAGCACCACAUCCACAACAGCAAUACCCAUAACCACAAGAGCUAUGGUCAUCAUCAUCAUCACCAUCAUCACCACCACCACCACAACAGCAGCAGCAACAGCAGCAGCAAUCACGCUCACCACCCUCACCACCACUCCUCCUCUUCUCAGCACGCCUUCCCCGCCUCGGCUCACCCCAUGCCGACGAGGACGAACAACAGCACUCCCGUCUCCUCUCACGGCCUCUUCAGCCCCUCCAUCUCCCGACCGGGUACCGUGCCUCCUCCCAUCUCCGGUUCCAACUCGCCUGCUGUCGACACCAUCGCUCCUUAUCUCCUCCACCCGCUGCAGGAGUACAAGGUUAGAGAGACAAACAAGGCUCUCAUCGAAUCCGACAGCAACACCGGCCGGAAACUCAUCAAUCAAUACGAGGUCAUCGAGGAGAUUGGCCGUGGCAUGCACGGCAAGGUCAAACUUGCCCGGAACGUAGAGACGGGUGACAAUGUCGCCAUCAAGAUCAUACCCCGCUUCUCCAAGAAGAGGCGGCUGGGAAAGGUCAUGGCCCUGUCGCCCCAGGACAAGACCAAGAAGGAGAUUGCCAUCCUCAAGAAGAUCCGCCACCCAAACGUCGUCGCCCUCCUCGAGGUUAUAGAUGAUCCCGAGCUCAAGAAGAUCUACAUGGUCCUCGAGCACGCCGAGCUGGGCGAGGUCGUCUGGCGGAAGAAGGGUCUCCCUCACAUCAGCCAGUACGAGCGCCGCCGCGUCGAGCGGGAGGCCCGUGGCGAGACCCGCUCCGCCGAGGAAGACAAGUACGAGAAGAUUCUCGAGCAGCGCCAGGCUCUCAAGGAGUGGAAGCGUGACCGCAUGGCCCUCAACCACCCCGGCGUCGCCGAUUACUGGAGCGUCGAGCACGGCGCCGCCGACGACCCCGCCGGCAGCUACGGCCCUCAGUCGCGCAUUGCCUCGAGCCAGGACUUCGCCGUCAGCGACGGGCCCCCGUCCUGCCCCGGGUCGCGCCACGUCUCCAGGGGUCCUUCCCGUACCCAAUCCGCCGUCUCCGUGAGCGACGUACCGUAUUCGGAUCUGGAAGAGGAGGAGGACUUUGACUGGCAGGAAGACGACCUCGAGACCCCCGGCCCGCUGAGGUCCAAUCCCAACUCGACCACGGCCCUCGACGGCACCAUGUACGGCGCCUACUUCGAGGACGGUAACGGCAACAGCAGCGGCAGCGGCAGCGGUAGCGGUAGCGGCAGCGGCAGCGGCGAUGGCGGCUUCCGUGACCGCUCGACCAGCAUGGCCGACUCCAUCAUCUCCCACAUGUCGUCGCUCGACUACUUCCCCCAGACCCACGACGCCUUCGCCGACGACUACUCGUACGUUCCCUGCUUCACACUGGACCAGGCCCGCUCCACCUUCCGCGACACGGUCCUCGGACUCGAGUACCUGCACUACCAGGGCGUCGUCCACCGUGACAUCAAGCCCGCCAACCUGCUGUGGAGCCGGGACCACCGCGUCAAGAUCUCCGACUUUGGCGUCUCGUACUUUGGCCGGCCCAUCCGCGACGGCGAGCCCGACGACACCGUGACCGAGUCCGAGGCCAAGGACUUUGACGACGACGUCGAGCUGUCCAAGACGGUCGGCACCCCCGCCUUCUUCGCCCCGGAGCUCUGCUACACCGACGUCGACAGGGAGCAGCCCAAGGUGUCGGAGCAGAUCGACGUCUGGUCGCUCGGCGUCACCCUCUACUGCCUCAUCUACGCCCGCAUCCCCUUCCUGGCCGAGGACGAGUUCCAGAUGUUCCGCAAGAUCGCCACCGAGGAGGUCCACAUACCCCGCCGGAGGCUCAAGCCCGUCGACCCGUCCACGUCGCCCGUCACCACGUCGCUGUACAAGCGCCACAACGUCCACCCCUACCGCAACGACAACGACCUCGAGUACGAGGACGUCGAUCCCCUGCUCCACGACCUCCUGCACCAGAUGCUCACCAAGAACCCCGAGCAGCGCAUCAAGCUGCGCGGCAUCAAGCGCCACCCCUGGGUCAUCCAGGGCAUCCCCAACCCCAUCGGCUGGCUCGACGACACCGACCCCGCCCGCCCCUCGCUCGGCCGCAAGAUCGAGGUCGACGACCGCGACGUCUCGGACGCCGUCGUGCCCCUGACCUUCCUCGAGCGCGCCCGCUCCGCGGUGCGCAAGGCCGUCGGCAAGGUCAUGCACCCGCUCGUCGACCGCGCCGCCGACCCGUGGAUCGGCGCCUCCCGCCGCCGCGCCACCAGCAGCGUGGCGAGCUCGGCAGGCGACAGCAUGGUCAACGGCCCCGCGACCACCUACACCGGCACCAACAACAACUCGAGGAGCGACCGCCGCCGCAGCCUCAUGCCCGACGACGUCUUCGCCAACCUCGUCAGGGACCGGGCAGCCGCCCAGGCGGCAGGAGCCGCCCGCAGCGUCGACGCCGUGUCGUACGACCCCAUGGCCACCGUCCUACCCCCACCUCCCGACCUGGUCCGCGAGAUGCUCGCCGCCGACAAGAACGGCAGGCCUCUCACCGCAUCCCCCCCGGGAAACCUGCGCGGCACGCCCCGCCACACCCGCUCCCUGAGCAAGCCGAGCGAGCACGUCCUGAAGCGGAGGUCGCGUAACCUCGCCGAGGCGCAGACGACGCCCGCCUCACCCGUGCAGGAGCUGUCCGACGCGAGAGCCGUCGACUACCUGGACGAGAUGCGCAGAGCUCGCCACUCCAUAGCCGACCCGGAAGACGGCGGCUCCCGAGCCCGCUCCGCGGACCGCGCCGUCCGCGGCCUCUUCGGCUCGACGGACAAGCGCGCCCCGACCCGUGCGGGGGUGUCGCAGGCCGUGGGCCCCGGGGACGUCGGCCAGCACGCGGCCUUGCCGCCGCCGCCGCCGCCGCCGGCCAUCGUCACCACACCGUCGCACUCGUCCAGGCCGAGCAUGUCCUCGCCCCUGUCCGUGUCCACGUCGCGGGAUGACGGCCCGCGGACGGAGAAGACGACGCUGGACUGGCAGGGUCAGUCAACAUCUGCACCCGCCUCGGCGUCCCAGAGCAGCCAUCCGACUGACCUAGUGAGCCGACCCUACCACCAGAACGACGCCGCGGCGAUGCAGCAGCUCAGGAUACGCGAAGACGUGCAGCAGUCGACGGGGACGGUGCGGCACGUGGAUCCAGCGGCGUCGCCGCUGACCAGCGCACCGGGGUCCCCCUCGCCGACGUCGGCCCGAGGCGGCCGCGGCUGCUGCGCAGACAAGUCGUCCAGCACCGAGUCGGUCGACCGCAUGGGCACGCCGCUGACGAGCCCGGGCGAGGUGAGCAGCAGCAGCAUGGCCAGCCCCGGGGCGUGGUCGUCGAGCAAUGGCAACGGCAACGGCAACGGCAUCGGUGAUACGUCAGCCUGGGAGAUGACGGGAGGUGGUGGCGGUAGCGGCGGCGACGCCUCAGCCAUCAAGCACGCGUCCCAGCGCACUCUCGACUUCCGCUCCGACCCGUCCCUGCCGGCCCUCCUCAGCGGCUCCAGCUCGGUGUCUGCCGACAUGGACCAGGAAGCCGAGCUUCUCAGCCGACCGGGCGUGGUCGGAAACCAGCCCUCCUUCCUCGAGGCGUCGACCGACUCCCUCACCCCGCCGGCCUACAUGAAGGAGCUGCCGGGCGGGUUCCCCCUGUUCGACGGGACUGUGUCCAACACUGGCAGCGGCGAUCCCCUAUCCAUACGCCUAGAGCCUAGAGCAGCAGACGGCGACAACGUCGACGGCGAUGGCGGUGACCGCGACGGCGGCCACCGCACCUCGGCGGAGAUGACCGACCGUGACCGAAAUUCCCGUCCCGCCUCGCGCGACGACGACGGCGACGACGGCGACGCCAGCGACGCCAGCAGCGACGAGGGCAUCCUCCUCAUGGCCAAGCCCAAGAGGAAGUCCACCGGCAUCUCACCUAAUCCUGGUGCCGGUCCGGCCGCAGGAAGAAAGGGUCCUUUUGAAGCGAGGAGGCGAGAUACGGGUAUGAGUAGCGCUAGUACCGAGACUGCCAAGCCCAAUGUCGCUUCCGAGUGCAGGGAGUCGUGGUAUGAUGUUUAA